AAUUAGAAGUGUUACACUUUGUGGGAAAGUUGCAACAUUUACAUGUAAGAAAUCGUGAUUAAACUAAAGAUUUAGUGAGAAGUUUUUGUUCUUGAUAAUGUAAUGAAGUAAAAAAAAAAAAAAAAAAAAAAAAGGCAAAUUAAGCAAGGAGAGGUCUAAGUGGAUUUUCUGCUCUAAUGACUUCUGUAAUUCCGUUUUAUAUAGUAUAAUAAUACACAGAUCAAAAGCUAAGAUAGGAACUGUCUUUAAAGAAUUUUAGUAAUAUAUAAACUGUAAAUGAAUCAUGAAAAAUGCAUGCAAGAUUAAGUGCGCAAUUCCAUCGCAAAAUUUCCUAUGAAUCUGCUACUUUUGGGAACACACUUUAGGUCUCUGCCUUUUUCUGACUAUUUAACUGGGAUUCAGUUUAUCAUGAUUUCAAGCAGAUGUGAAUUUAUAUGUUCAGGUCAUGCUUAAUAGUCUAAAAUCAUUUGUUGCGGCACUAGUUCAUGGUGCCAAGGUGCCUCGACUUUUAAUGGCAGAGGGUAACGAACAGGGUGAUGCAAAACAAUUGUUGAGGAAAUCCUACAACUUUUUCCUUAAUUGCACUUACAAGGUUCUAUCAGUUGGUCCCAUCCCAGAACACAUCGCCUUUAUCAUGGAUGGAAAUCGAAGGUAUGCAAAGAUGAACAACAUUGACCCUGCGGAUAGUCAUAGGCCAGGAUUCAUAGCCCUCAUGUCGGUUAUCAAGCAUUGCUAUGAGCUUGGUGUAAGAUACAUAACAAUCUACGCCUUCAGCCUACACAAUUUCAGGAGAAAGCCUGAAGAAAUUGAGAGGUUGAUGAAUUGGAUGAGAGAAAAAAUCGAUACAUUUCUUGAGGAUGAUGGUUUUAUCAAAAGGUACGGUGUUAGAAUAUACUUCGUAGGGAAAUUGGAGGAGCUAAGUGAAGACCUUCAGGUUGCAACCAACAAGGCGAUGGAAGUAACAGCCAAUAAUACAACAACAUACCUGCUAGUAUGUGUGGCUUAUACUUCAACAGACGAAAUUGCUCAUGCUGUAGAAGAAUCUAUUCCUUGCAAUGGUACGAUUAGAAAACAGGAAAACAACCUUGCUACUUUCAGAAUCGAAUUAGCAGAACUAGAAAAACAAAUGUACAUGGCAGUAGGACCGAUGCCAGACAUUUUGGUUCGAAGUUCAGGGGAGACAAGACUCAGCAACUUCCUUCUCUGGCAAACCGAUAGAUGCCUCCUGUAUAGUCCUUCUGCGCUGUGGCCAGAGCUUGGGUUAGGCAAUUUGGUGUGGGCAGUUAUCAGCUACCAAAGACAAUAUCUCUACUUGCAGAAAAUACGAAAAUCGUUUUAAUGUUAUGUCUUGUUCCUAUAUGUUUUUGCUUUGCUAUACUUGGGCACACUUAAUGUUCUUGGCCAUUAUAUGAGACAUCCAUGCUAAAUCAAGGGUAAUCAUCAACAAAUUGAAUGUCUGUAGUUCUGUUUUAACUGUUGGAAUAAAUCAGAUUAGACAUUUU
Messenger RNA from Chenopodium quinoa (quinoa), 1502 nucleotides. Its product is annotated as dehydrodolichyl diphosphate synthase 6-like. The transcript has a single exon. Gene Ontology annotation, cellular component: endoplasmic reticulum. Bases 446 to 1339 code for a protein of 297 amino acids. Lineage: Eukaryota; Viridiplantae; Streptophyta; Magnoliopsida; Caryophyllales; Amaranthaceae. Gene Ontology annotation, biological process: polyprenol biosynthetic process. The record is from RefSeq and is a predicted model, not a curated record.